AUGGUCCCUCCCGCGGCUUCGUCAAGCCGGGUGCUGCGCCCUCCGGCGGGAGUGCUGAAGUUUUUGAAGAGUUCGACUGCCAGGAGCGUUCAGGCAACUGGGAGCACUCGGAGUGGCCGAGCGCCGCCAGUCCCGACCCGUGCGCUCAAACCAGAGACCCGGGUCACAGGCAGAAACGUUGUUGCGCCCGUCGGCGCAGCUGGCGGCCAGUACAGGUGGGUGACAGUUGUGAUUCGAGAUUUCGACGGAGGAGUGCCAGACAAGGUGGGCGUGUUCGACAACUCGCUGCGGAUCGACAACGAGAGGACCAAGUGGAUCGGGAAUCUUUUGGUGAGGAAAGCCAAAAGCCUGAACAGUGCGGACUCGCUGAUGUUCACCUUCUCAGCGGAGCAGUUCAGGAAGGAGUUCGUGGCAGCAGGAAAGGCCCUGGGUGUCGAACAAUUACACCCAUACCAGCUUCGUCACGGGGGUGCGUCAGACGACUUGAGCAGUGGCCUUCGGGACCACAAUGCUGUGAAGUCAAGGGGCCGAUGGAAAACAGACCAGAGCGUCCGCCGCUAUGCCAAAAUCGGACGUGUUCAACAGCUUCUCACAAAGCUCACUCAGCACAGUCUCCAGUUCUGCCUCUGGUCGGAGCGCAACUUGGAGAAGGUGUUUGCAGGAGCGGUGCCAGCUCGUUUCCUUUGA
This is a messenger RNA of Effrenium voratum, 687 nucleotides long. The record is from the annotation of a GenBank genome assembly. NCBI's taxonomy places the organism in Eukaryota, Dinophyceae, Suessiales, Symbiodiniaceae.